CUCAUUCUCCUGACAGUAACACACACACACACACACACACACACACACACACACACACGCACACACACACGCACAAACACACUGCACAGUGUGGAAUUACGAAUCCGGAUCUCGCUGUGGAUACCAGAAGAGUUUUUUUUUUGGACAAAACCUCCUAUGAGAGUCAGGAGGAGGAACUACAGCACGACUUCCCCUGAAGGAUCCAUCUCUAGGCCUCGUCAUCACGUCUAACAGAGACGCCACCAUGGCCGACGUCAUGAGCCUUGAUAACGCAGAGCACAUGAACAAAAUGACACACCUAGAAGACGCUGAGGAAAGCAAGACUCAGGUGGAAGAAAUGAACGGCGUCAAGGAGGAAAAAGAGACCAAGAAGGUGGGCAGGACGAGAAAGCGAGAACGGCCGCAGAAGAGCUCGGACAUCGGCAUCACUGAGGUGGACAACAUGAAUGACGUCGGGGAUUUGGAGGACGAGGUGACGGAGGACGGAGCCAACCUGACAGACGUUGCCCUAAAACAAGAGAGACUUCUCAAGACCAACAAACCAGUGCAGAAGAGCUACAUCCCGAAAACGGGCAAAGGAGACGUGAAGAGCAAGUUUGAGGCCAUGCAGAAGGUCAGAGAGGAGAGGAACCGCAUGAGGAGCGAGGAGGAGCAAAAGAAACGCAAGGAGCAGUACAUCAAAGAGCGGGAGAGGAUCCGCAAAAAGCAGUUGAUACAAGAGCUGCUUGCCUCCAGCGACGAGGAGGAGGAGGAAGUAAAACCGGCCAAAGUUGAGAAAUCCUACGUCCCAAAGAUCAUCGGCAGCGUGAAGGGGAAAUUCGCUGAGAUGGAGAAGCAGAGAGAGGAAGACCAGAGGAGGAAGAUGGAGGAAGAGAGGAAGAAGCGCGUCACUCAGGAGGCCUUGGAGAAGGCCAAGAUUAAGAAGGAGUUAGCCAAGAAGGUGGAGGAGGAAGGAGACAGCAGCAUCUUGGUGCGAGUCGUUCCAGCCAAAUCGCAGAAGCAACCUGGGAAGAUCAAAAUGAAUUUCGAGGACAUUGAGAAGAGCCGAGCGGAGGAGAUGAACAAGAGGAGCGAGGAGGAAAAAAAGAAGAGAUACGACGAGAACCGACGCUCAUUCAGAGAGGCCAAGCGAAGAUCCGUUUCCACAAACCAGGACGAUGAGGAGAGCCAUGGGAAAGAGAAGGAGCGCGUGACUCCAGGAAAGCUGUGUCUGACAUUUGAGGAGCAGGAGAAGGAGCGGCAGGAGCAGCAAAGGAAACAGGCUGAGGAGGAGGCCAGGAGGAGGCUCCAGGAGGAGAGGAAAGCUUUUGAGGAGGCCAAACUGGGCAUGGUUCAGGACGACGAGGACGUGUCCAGCGAGCAGGCUGAAAAGGAAGAGAUCAGACCAGGAAAACUGAGGCUCAGCUUUGAGGAGCUGGAACGACAGCGACUGGAGGAGGAACACAAACGCGUGGAGGAAGAAAGGAAGAGACGCAUCCUGGAGGAGAGGAAGGCGUUCGCUGACGCCAGGAAGAGCAUGAAUCUAGACGAAGAAGAUGACAUCCUGCUGGCAGCCAUGAGCGUGGACGAUGGGGCCACACCAGGAAAACUAGCCAUCAGCUUCGAGGAACUGGAGAGGCAGAGACGUGAGGAAGAGCAGAAGAGAAAGGAAGAAGAGGCCAAGCGUCGCCUGGAGGAGGAGAAGAGGCUGUUUGCAGAGGCUCGUAAGAAUAUGGAUCAGGACGAUGCCGUGACGCUCAGUGCUGGAGAAGCGCAGGAUGAGGACGACACCCUGGUCAGGACGGAGUCGCAGGAAGCAAUGCAUCCUGGGAAACUGGAGAUCAAUUUUGAGGAGAUGAUGAAGAUGAAAGAGGAGGAGAAGCGGAAAAGGAAGGCGGAGGCGCGACGCCAGAAGAUGGAGAUGGAGAAGAAAGAGUUAGAGCAGCUGCGUCAGGAGAUGGGCGAGUGUCAGGAGGAGAUCAACGAGACCACGGAGGUGGUGAGCCCCGAGUAUGAAGAGUUGACAAAACUGAAGAGAACCGGCUCCAUCCAGGCCAAGAACCUGAAGGUGAAGUUUGAGAAGAUCAAGCAGCUCACAGAGGAGGAGAUCCAGAGGAAGAUCGAGGAGGAGAGAGCAAGAAGAAAGGCCAUCGAUGAGGAGAUCAAAGAGAGGGAAUCCGAGCGCUGCGUGGAGGAUGAGGGCGAGGACAUGAAGGGUGCCGUGAAAGCGGACGACGCGCCAUUCAAGCAGAAAGUGGACAUGCGUGCACGGUUCGAGCAGAUGGCCAAAGCACGUGAGGAGGAGGAAAAGAGGAGGAUCGAAGAGCAGAAGCUCCAGAGGAUGCAGUUUGAACAGCAGGAAAUCGAUGCUGCUCUCCAAAAAGAAAGGGAGGAUGAAGAUGAAGAGGAAGGCAGUGUUGUGAAUGGUUCUGCAGUCUACGACGAGGAGGAUGAUCACGGCCGCUCGGGCGCCCCAUGGUUCAAAAAGCCUCUGAAGAACCAGACGGUGGUGGAUUCUGAGCCAGUACGCUUCACAGUUAAGAUCACAGGCGAGCCCAAGCCUGAGGUGACGUGGUGGUUUGAGGGUGAGCUCCUCCAGGACUGUGAGGAUUAUCAGUAUAUCGAGCGAGGUGAGACCUACUGCCUCUACCUGCCCGAGACCUUCCCCGAGGACGAGGGCGAGUACAUGUGCAAGGCUGUGAACAGCCGUGGCAGCGCCGCCAGCACGUGUAUUCUCACUAUCGAAACUGAUGACUACUGACAGGUCCUAUCGCACUCUCUCUCUCUCUCUCUCUCUCUCUCUCUUUCUUUCUUUCUCUCUCUCGCUCUCUCCAGCUGAGGACUACUGACAGGUCCCAUCGCUCUCUCUCUCUCCGGAACUUUCCCUGUCUUUUUCAUGUCUUUGUACUUUUUUAAAGUUCACAUCUCAUGGUAGGGCCAAACGUUCUUCUUCAGAGGAGGAAAAGCAGCCUGUGUGUUUGUGUGUGUGUUUGUGUUUGUGUGUUUUUCACCAUUCCUCCAAAGAAUCCGAUCAAAGUUGAAGUGAAAGAUGUGUUUACAUGUGAAAGCUGCCCUCACCAUCAGAAAGAAGACUUUCAGUGAUUUUGUGCCAAAACCAGACAGUCAGAUUCCAUCAGCUGUUAAAGACGUACACUUCGAUUUGAAAAGAUUUAUGGCUUGAAUAACGCAACAGGGUCAACUGCUGUUUCUACUUUAAGGAGGAAUGAAGGAAGUGGUCUGUUUAAGAGAAUCGGUUCUCUCAGAAAUAUAAAUAAUGUUGAAAAUGAGCGAUGUUGCAGUUCCAAAAAUUCCAGCUUUACUUCUGACUGUUACAAAGCGCUGACACUGGAGACUUCUUCCACAUGUUUCAUAACAGUCUCCUUAUAGAAAACAGCAGCACAUCAAUGGUUUUCAUGUAAAAUCUGUUGUGAAUCCACCAUUACUACGGAUUCAAAAGGCAUGUGGUAGACUAGUGGUUACUAGAUUACUAAUUGGAAGGGUGGGUGUUCAAAUCCCAAGUCCAUCAAGAUGCCAUUGAUGGGCCCCUGAACAAGGCCCUUAACCCUUGAUUGUGUAAAAAAAUCGUAAGAUGCUCUGGAUGAAGCUGUCUGUCAAAUGCAGGACAUGUAAAAACAAUAACAUGUGCUUUAAUAGAAACCUGAGCUGCUGUUCUAGAAACUUUUUCACCCACGAUUUCUGAGUGGUCUGUUCCUCAAACGGUUCUUUCACGAUGCAGGAACAACUGUAUUCAUCCUCUCUGUGAUUUAAAGUCGCUCAUUUGAUGAAUUGUUCACAUUUUCAUAAGGCCAUGUGUAUUAUGUCGAAUUAAAAUCUCGUGAUUAGCUCAUAAAGCAGUGCUGAGGUUUGCAUACAAUGAGUUUAGGAUAGAAAUGUUUAAAAAAACAAACAAAAGAUAUUUGUGAUAUUUAAACUUUUAAUAAAAUGAAUAA
This is a messenger RNA of Tachysurus vachellii, 3929 nucleotides long. RefSeq names its product nexilin (F actin binding protein) (gene nexn). Gene Ontology annotation, molecular function: cell-cell adhesion mediator activity. NCBI's taxonomy places the organism in Eukaryota, Metazoa, Chordata, Actinopteri, Siluriformes, Bagridae. The record is from RefSeq and is a predicted model, not a curated record. Gene Ontology annotation, cellular component: axon; plasma membrane. The coding region runs from base 245 to 2740 and encodes 831 amino acids. The transcript has 15 exons. Gene Ontology annotation, biological process: dendrite self-avoidance; homophilic cell-cell adhesion; axon guidance.